This is a messenger RNA of Falco peregrinus (peregrine falcon), 8552 nucleotides long. It is a transcript of the gene GUCY2F, whose product is annotated as guanylate cyclase 2F, retinal. Gene Ontology annotation, molecular function: guanylate cyclase activity; protein kinase activity; peptide receptor activity. Gene Ontology annotation, biological process: intracellular signal transduction; cGMP biosynthetic process; protein phosphorylation. Lineage: Eukaryota; Metazoa; Chordata; Aves; Falconiformes; Falconidae. The record is from RefSeq and is a predicted model, not a curated record. The coding region runs from base 532 to 3909 and encodes 1125 amino acids. The transcript has 19 exons.
ACUGAAGCAGUUCAGAGCAAGACAGCCUUGGAACUCUGCAAGGCCUUCAUCGAGGAAGUAAAGGCUUGGGGGAAUGUACACCAAGUCAUGAAACCCUGGAGAAGGAUGGCCUUCACCAAAAGGGACAUGGGAAGCUUUUGAUACAGUGUGGAGGGUCUCAGAGCACUCGCCCAGUUGGAGAGGCCCAUGCAAGCAAGAAGUUGAAGGAGGUGGGCACCCAGGCACGCUUACAGGGGAGGUUUACCAUGCAUUGCCUGUCCUUGAGGCGGGAUCCAUGUUCAAGGAUAGCGACUGCCACCAGUGAGAAGCUGCUGUGCUGGUGGGUGGCUCCUUCUGGAGGUCUCUCUCCAUCAGGCUAGAGGACCAGUGGGUACAUUUACAGCACACACACUGCACUGCGGUGCUCUGCAUUGCAUGUCUCGGUGGCUGAGGAUCCAGGAUAAAAAUACUUCUUCAGUAAUGAACAGCAGCUGGUAAUGCACUGCCUGGCUUCCUGAAGAACUCAGCACAGAUCUACCCACCUGUAAAACAAUGUCAUUUCUCCUGCUGUGCCCUAACAGCUUCUUCUGGGUGCUGUCAAGGCACAUUAGAUUGUAUCAGUUCAACAAGGGAAACGUAUUCAAGACAUUUUUCCAGGCUCUCUGGUGGCUGCUCUUGGGAAUAAACCUACUUUGCUCUCCAGCACAUUGUUCUGUUUUUAAAAUUGGACUGCUUGGACCCUGGAACUGUGACCCCUUCUUUUCCAAAGCCUUUCCCCACGUGGCUGCCAGGUUAGCAGUGGGACGAAUAAGCAAAGAUCCUUCUCUAGAUCUUGGUCACAGGCUGGAUUAUGUGGUUUUAGAAGAAGAAUGUGAGACAUCAAGAGCUCUGGUUAGAUUCAUUGGCUUUGGAAAGCUUUACUCAGCUUUCAUAGGCCCUCUGAACCCUGGAUUCUGUGAGGUGGCUACACUUUUGGGGGAAAACUGGAAUAAAGCCAUCUUCUCAUGGAUGUGUGUCAAUUAUAAACUGGAUUCCACCAUCCACCACCCUACAUUUGCAAGAACCCUGCCCUCUCCAACCCGAGUUUUGUUUACAAUAAUGAAGUACUUUAACUGGGCUCGUGUUGGCAUCAUCGCUUCCAACGAGGAUAUUUGGAUGGACACAGCCAACAAGUUAGCGAGUGCACUCAGGAGCCAGGGGCUUCCUGUACGCAUUGUUACAUCCAUCCAUAAAGGGGAAAAAGGCAUUGAAGACACCUGGAAUGAGAUUAAAGGAGUUGGUGACAUUAGAAUUAUACUCCUGUGCAUGCAUUCUGUGCUCAUUGGAGGGAAGGAACAAGCCAUCUUACUCACAAAAGCUCUGGAAAUGGGACUAGCAGAUGGAAGAUACGUCUUUGUUCCAUAUGACACUUUACUGUACAGUCUUCCUUACAGAAACAACUCAUUCAGUGUCUUUGAUAAUGACAGCAAGCUCCAGGAAGCAUACGAUGCUGUGCUGACUAUCACACUGGAGCCUGGAGAAAGCACUUUCUAUGAUGCAUUCAGGGAAGCUAAAGAAAGUGACGAAAUAAGCAGAGAAUUGGAAGCCACCCAGGUUUCUCCACUCUUUGGAACAAUCUAUGACGCUAUAUACUUCAUGGCGAUGGCUAUAGACAGUGCUCGGAGGAAAGGAGCUGGAGUCUCAGGAGCUAACAUAGCUGGGCACACAAAAAACUUCAGUUUCCCUGGAUUUAGUCACCGGGUAGAGACAGACAACCAUGGGAAGGGGCUGAGCAACUACGUGAUACUAGACACAGAUGGUCAUGGGAACCAGCUCUUCCCAACCCACUUGCUGGACAUGUCUUCAGGCUCUGUGGAAUCCCUAAACCGGGCUAUCCACUUUCCCAGUGGAGUUCCACCCAAGCCAGACUCCAGCUGCUGGUUUGACCCAGAUAUUCCCUGCACUGCAGGGAUUGAGCCUACAGUCAUGAUUUUGGGGGUGAUGCUGUUAUUUGCUCUGGUGCUUGGUGCUGUGAGCCUGGGUUCCCUGAUCAGGCGUAGUAUCUUGAACAGCCAGCUAUUCAGGGGACCUAACAAGAUAAUACUGACCUUGGAUGACGUCAUCUUCAUCAACCCAGAGAUAUAUAAUAAGAGGCUGACCUUGGACAGCCUGGUUGAUGCAAACAGCAUAGGAGCCGACAGCAAAAGCCUGAAAUCUGUAACCCGCUCCUCUUCCUUGAAAAGCACAGCUGCCACCCACGAAACCUCCAGCGUGGCUUUGUAUGAGGGAGACUGGGUGUGGCUGAAAAAAUUUGAGGCGGGAGCAGUUCACAAUCUGCGGCAAAGCUCCACCAACGUCUUGAGGAAGAUGAAAGAUCUGCGUCAUGAAAAUGUGAAUCUGUUCCUGGGCUUUUUCUCUGACUGUGGCAUCUUUGCCAUAGUGACAGAGCACUGCUCCAGAGGAAGCCUGGAAGACUUGCUGAGAAACGAAGACAUGAAACUGGAUUGGAUGUUUAAGUCCUCUCUCGUGAUGGAUCUAAUUAAAGGAAUUAGGUAUUUGCAUCAUCGAGAUUUUGCCCAUGGACGUCUCAAGUCUCGUAACUGUGUUGUGGAUGGCCGAUUUGUGCUGAAGAUCACUGACUAUGGUUAUAAUGAGCUCUUAGAAGCACAGAAAUGCCCAUAUAUUCAGCCAUCCCCAGAAGAAUUGCUCUGGACAGCUCCUGAGUUACUAAGGGACCCAGACAUGCACAGAAAAGGCACGUUCAAAGGGGACAUUUACAGCUUUGCAAUCAUCCUACAAGAAGUGGUUGUUCGGGGUCCACCAUACUGCAUGUCAGAGCUCUCAGCUGAAGAAAUCAUAAAGAAAGUGAAGAAGCCCCCUCCCCUGUGCCGCCCAAACAUAGCCCCUGAGUUGGCACCCCUGAAGUGUAUCCAGAUAAUGAAGGAAUGCUGGGGUGAAGCCCCCGAACGUCGUCCAACCUUUGAGGAGGUAUUUCAUAAGUUCAAAACCAUCAACAAAGGGAAAAAGACCAAUAUAAUUGACUCAAUGCUCAGGAUGCUUGAGCAGUAUUCAAGCAACCUGGAAGAUUUAAUCAGAGAGAGGACCGAAGAGCUAGAGAUUGAAAAACAGAAGACAGAAAAACUACUGUCCCAAAUGCUCCCCCCAUCAGUGGCGGAAGCCCUCAAGACUGGUGGCACAGUGGAGCCGGAGUAUUUUGACCAGGUGACCAUCUACUUCAGUGACAUCGUGGGCUUCACAACUAUUUCAGCCCUCAGUGAACCCAUUGAAGUAGUUGAUCUCCUAAAUGACCUUUACACACUGUUUGAUGCUGUUCUUGGAAACCAUGACGUUUACAAGGUGGAGACAAUUGGUGAUGCCUACAUGGUUGCCUCAGGGCUUCCAAAACGCAAUGGAAACAAGCAUGCAGCUGAGAUAGCCAACAUGUCCCUGGACAUCCUCAGCUCUGUGGGAACAUUCAAAAUGAGACACAUGCCAGACAUCCCCCUCAGGAUACGAAUCGGCCUGCACACAGGGCCUUGUGUGGCAGGAGUGGUUGGGCUUACCAUGCCACGGUACUGCCUCUUUGGAGACACGGUGAACACGGCGUCACGAAUGGAGUCCACAGGCCUGCCUUACAGAAUUCAUGUCAGCCAAAGUACAGUGGAUACGCUUCGGAGUCUAAAUGAAGGCUAUGAAAUCAUACCUAGGGGAAAAACAGAACUGAAGGGUAAAGGAGUAGAAGACACAUAUUGGCUAGUUGGGAAAAAAGGCUUUCUGAAGCCCUUACCUAAACCUCCUGAAAUAAAGCCAGGCCACAAAUGGUCAGAUGCACUGACCAGGAAACUCAAAUCUGUCCUGAGUGACACAAAGAGGACACUGACAAAAGCAACCUUUAAAGAGCUGGGGAGCAUGAAGGAGGCCAGAAUAAGUAUUGAAGAGGAUGAAAUCUGAGAAGAUCACAACCAAGAACUAGUAAGAUCAGGAUGGACACCCUGAAGCCACCCAGCAGAGGAGCUCACCCUCCAUUUAAUCCCCUUCCAGCCAAAAGCAGUAUAAUUGAUGAAGCCUUUUAGCUCUUGCAGAGGGUGAACCUAAGAAGGCAGAUGAAUCCUGACCAUCAUCUCUUGUGAAACUGGGCACCAGCUCCGAGCUGUAUGUGUACGUUUUUGGCAGGGGUCCACUGGGGAGAAAAGUGAUGGUGAUGGUAGCACCAGCUUUUCAUCAGCAUCUGUCACAAAGAUAAGCCCAAAAAAUAUUUUACCUAGGUCUGCAUGGCAGCACAAACAUGUCCAGCUGCAUUUGAGCUUGGAUUUGAACAAUAAUGCCAAGUGCUAAACCGAUUUAACUAUUUUGCAUUAAAUUAGGGGGUGGGGUGGGGUGUUGCUGUUGUUGUAGAGAACUCUGGUUUCAUAAAAAUCAGUGCAAUUCAGAAGAAUAUGUUUCUGACAAGAACAAAAAAUAUUUUUUACUCCCCCACAAGGGGAAAUUUUGAAGCAAAAUGUUUUGUUCCUGUAUGUCAAUUUAAGCUGAAACAUUUUCUUUUAAUUUGACAUUUCGGCUGCAAAUGCCAUUUUAAUAUUAUUUUCAAACUGAAAUGGCAGUUUUGAAAUGAAACAGUUUGGUAUGAAUCAAUAUUUGUUUCCAAAUGCCAAAAUGUGAUUUUGCUUAAAAUGUCAAAAUAUGUCAUCUUUGCAAUUCCAGAUCUAAACUGGAAGAACAUUUUGUUUAGCUUUAUACAUUCACACAUAUAGCAUAUCUGAAACAUUUUACGCUUUCAUCCUAAAGCAGGAUGAAAACCUAAAUGCCAAGAUACUGUAAAAUUGAGAUGCAGAGAAUGACAUUCUUCAGUUCCUUUAGCUGAGUAAUACUAAUAAGAUACAAAUUUUAUUUCCUGCAAAAGUGGGACUAAGGGAAUGAAAAGUACAUCACUUAAGCAGUGCAAAGCCUAAAAUACAUCACUGUUUUUCCUUUCUAAUCUCCAAGUGGUCUCAGAGGCACUUGUCUUCAAAGUAAGCCUCCCAGUGGGUAAAAAUACCUUUCUGCAAAGGGCCAGCAUUUGGCCUGUAGGCACUUCUCACAGAGCACACUUCAUCAAGGUCAGGUAAUUUUGUUGUUGGCCACUUCUUCUCCCAGGUUUUUUUACUCAUGUUCAACAUCUAACAGACUUCUGGGAAUUGUUGUUCUCUUUUCUGCAAGGCUGAAGAGAACAGCAGAGAUGGUAAUUUAAUCAAUAUUGCCAUCAGAAGGUGCUCAUUUGAAACAGGGAGACCUUUCUCAAGCUCAGUUUGAAUUCUUCUCAUCAGAGCCACCAGAGCAGAUUUUCAUCAUUCAGAUGAUAAAUAAGAGUCAACAACCACUCACCAAACCUUCCUUGGUUAUUGCAAAUAUAUUUAUGAAAUGAGGCAAGCCCAACUCCACAAAGCUAAGGAAGAUACUAUUUUCACAACUAAUUCACCAUAGCAAGUAUAAAACACUUGUACUGUCAAAGUAAGAGCUGUUUGGAGUAUGAACAUCUGAAAAGUGAAAAUAGAAAUGAACUUCAUUAUUCUUCUUGUAUAAUGAGAUUUUACUUUGUGGCACCUGGUUUUGUGAAAGAAACCUUUGCCUAUUUAAUGAUGAGAGUUGAUACUCCAGGUGAGAGAAGCUGGGCUUUGAAAGACAUCUGUCACUUGAGCUGUCAGACAGGGUUUAGGAAAGCUUUCACCUUCCACACUGUGCUCACGCUCUGAUUGCAAAUUCAUUUAGAAAUAAAGUCCUGUGGAAGAGACAUGGGCCAGGCAAUUCUGACACAAUAUGCAUCCAUAUACAGUUCCAGGAAGAGACGUUAUCUGGAUUGGUCUACGCAAAUGUGAGUUUAAAAUCAAACAAUUUCUACAUAAUUCAUAUCUUUUCCAUUAUUUUCCCAUGUUAAAAACAUUGAUCAGUGCUGCUUUGUUAGGUAGUGGUGCAGGUUCAAUCAACAUGACCUUAAGACUUGGCUAAAGAGAAUUGCAAGUGUGGCAGACAGAAAGCACGUCCUGUCUGAUGGGGACAGGUGAUCUCUCCCUCUCCUCUUGGUGUGGUAUUUCCAUGAAAAUAAGACUUGCAUCAAUGGGUUUUGCUUGGAAAAGCCUAUGUGUAGUCAAGGCUGGCCUCCAAAUGAAGAGAAAUACCCACAAAGUGCAAAAGGAGGAUCAUCUGGCUAAAUAUAGCCCUGUAAGUUGCAGUCUGAGACAGUCACCCAGACAGGUCCCCUAACAGUCAGAGAAGGGAAACAGGCAUUUCCCAGGAGUGUUUCUUAGGCUCCUACAGGUGAAUACCUCUGUGUGUGCUGGGUGACUUGGCUCCCACUGCGCUUAGUGGAAACCAGGUCAAAAAGUUCAAGGAGCUUCAUGACUCAGCUGAGCCUAAAAUAGGUGCCUACAUCUGGCUAGCACAGUCACCCCUAAACUUCACUGACUAUUGGCAAGGUCUCCAUUCAAACCAUGGGAGUCUGAUGCAUGCAGAGAUACCCAGAUAGAGAUACCUGCUGAAACACAGGUGCUCAAUGGCAUUUAGGAUGCCCUAGAGUACCUACAGCAUCCAAACAGAGCUGACAAAUAAGACACAGGACCAGAUCCUUUUGCAACGGCAGCUGGAGGCCAGACAGCAGACCCUAAGAUCUAAAUAAUACUAGACAGGUAUGUUUAAUGAGAUACACCUUUAAAGUUGGGUGCCUUAACCCAAAAGUGAAUCCUAUCCUGGAUAUCUGCAUUCAGAUGGAUGAACCAUGCCCUAAAAGUGCUUGCCAUUGACUCUAACAGUAGCUCCGAUGGCCAGCUCAGGUGAAGAAACCUACAUCGUGGAUGAAUAAACUCAAGUUGGAUGAACCUCACCCCCACAUAGAUAUCAUCACUGGUUCAGAGGAGGUGCUGGACUCCCUGACCUUUUCCCUGGGUCUGGAAACUCUGCCACUUGGUCUUUCUAGAUGGGCUAACCCUCUCUGAAACACUUGUUCUUCCCAGCACACAGACAAAAUGGAGGUAAAGGAAGAUAUAUAUGAGCAGAAAGUAUAAAAUCUGUGAAGCAACUUUCGCUACAAGAAACUGCCCAUAGAUCCAUUUAGCUGGUAAUGAGACAGUGAGCAAGAGGCAUGGUAACCUUCUAUUUCUGCUAUAUAUCAUAUUAAACAUUAGUAAAUGCAGGAGAAGAAAACUGCAAAACAACACACCUCUUCAGACUACCACUACGCACAUAUUCGCCUUUUCAAAAUCUACACAUAUCUACAGACACAUAUAUAUUUCAGUUUUGGGGUACUCAGUUUUUUUGUUUCACACUUACUCACUAAGAAAUAAUCUUUUGAAUGUGUAUUUUUGUUAGUCCAAGAAAAGAUAAUUUUAAGAAAAUAUUGGGUAGCCAAAACCUGAAUUUUCCAUCUGAAGAUGUUUUAAACAAGAGGAUUUCAAUCUGCCCUUCUGCACACAGUUUUUGGAUUCUUUCUUCAGUUUGUAGUCUUCUAAAAUAAACAACAUUCUUUGAAUUUAUUUAAAAAAAAUAAAAUAGUAGAUCUGUGGGAAAGGGUAGCAGAGAACCAAAGUUCUAAUCACUGGCGACUUUAGUAAUCCCAGGAUAAUUCUUAAUUCUCUUUGAAGCCAGUGGUAUUUUUUAGCUCUUAAUUUCAACAGGAAAAAGUCAAGGACUCAUCCCUGAGUGUGAUAACCUCUACUGUUAGAAAGCCAGAAAAUAUAUUUAUAUUUUCCUGGCAUUGUUCUGUUUAGACAGGUUUAGGUUUACUCAUGAGAUUUCUUCCCAUACUAACUGUGACUGUAUCAGGCUCUUUUCUUGUUAUUUUGCUCCUAAAACUAGUGUCUGCAUGUUGUAAUGAGGAAGAGGGGGGCUGGAAGCAGCAAAUGUAAAUUUUUGUAGCUCUGCAGCAGACUUCUCAGGUGAUUGUGGACAAGUCACUUGGUGGACUUCUCAGAUAGUGAGGCACACACUCCAAAAACCACUAUCAACAAGAACCUACCACGUGAUUGCUGGAGGUUUUACUGCUGAUGUUAUAAGGUGAAUUUUAAUGUAAUUGUUCAAACCUAUUGAGACCUGUAGAAAAUGUAUUUAUAGGAUCAUAGAGUCAUAGUAUCAUUUAGGUUGGAAAAGACCUUUAACAUCAUCAAGACCAACUGUUAACCUAUCACUGCCAAGUCCACCACUAAAACAUGUCCCUAAGCACCGCAUCUACACAUCUUUCAAAUUUCUCCAGGAAUGGUGACUCCAAAACAUCCCUGGGCAACCUGUUCCAAUGCUUGACAACACUUUCAGUGAACAAUUUUUUUUCCUAAUAUCCAAACAAAAACUCCCCUGGUGCAACUUGAGGCUGUUUCCUCUUGUCCUAUUGCUUGUUACUUGGGAGAAGAGACCGACCCCCGCUCACUACAGCUUCCUGCCAGGCAGUUGUAGAGAGCAAGAAGGUUCCCCCUGAGGCUCCUCGCCAGGCUAAACAACCCCAGUUCCCUCAGCUGCUCCUCAUCAGACUAUUUAUGCACAAUAUACACUGUCUGAAUAUAGUUCAUAUUUCAUACAGUAUUUUUAAGAGUGGAUUAAAACCAAAUGCCAAUAAAGAUCGUUGGAGACCUAUC